CCUCCGCUUUCGGUUUCGCUUCCGCCUCCAGCGCGGGCCCCGCCGCCGCCGAGCAUGGACGACCCCGACUGCGACUCCACCUGGGAGGAGGACGAGGAGGACGAGGACGGCGAGGACGGCGAGGCCGCCGGCGCGGGGGACGCGGACGCGGGGGAAGAGGACGAGGACGCGGAGGAGCCGCGGGCGGCGCGGCCCAGCGCGCUCCAGUCCAGGAUGACAGGGUGCCGAAACUGGCGAGCCAUGCAGGACAUGUGCCGGUACCGACACCACUACCCGGACCUGGUGGAACGAAACUGCAAUGGAGACACGCCCAACCUGAGUUUCUACAGAAAUGAGAUCCACUUCCUGCCCAACGGCUGUUUCAUUGAGGACAUUCUUCAGAACUGGAAGGACAACUAUGAUCUCCUUGAGGACAAUCACUCCUACAUCCAGUGGCUAUUUCCCCUGCGAGAACCGGGAGUGAACUGGCAUGCCAAGCCCCUCACGCUCAGGGAGAUCGAGGUGUUUAAGAGCUCCAGGGAGAUCCAGGAGCGACUUGUCCGGGCCUACGAGCUCAUGCUGGACUUCUACGGGAUCCGGCUGGAGGACCGAGGCACGGGCACCGUGGGCCGAGCACCGAACUACCAGAAGCGCUUCCAGAACCUGAACUGGCACAACCACAACAACCUCCGCAUCACACGCAUCCUCAAGUCGCUGGGCGAGCUCGGCCUUGAGCACUACCAGGCGCCGCUGGCCCGCUUCUUCCUGGAGGAGACGCUGGUGCGGCGGGAGCUGCCAGGCGUGCGGCAGAGCGCCCUGGACUACUUCAUGUUCGCCGUGCGCUGCCGACACCAGCGCCGGGAGCUGGUGCACUUCGCCUGGGAGCACUUCCGGCCCCGCAGCAAGUUUGUCUGGGGGCCCCGGGACAAGCUGCGGAGGUUCAAGCCUAGCUGCCCACCCCGUCUGCUCGAGGGCCCCAGGAAGGCGGAGGAAGAAGGAAACCCUGGGGACCCUGACCACAAGGCCAGCACCCAGGGUCGGACCUGUGGGCCAGGGCACAGCAAGGGUGGGGACAGGGUGGACGAGGGGCCCCAGCCACUGAGCGUGGAACCCCAGGAUGCGGGACCCCUGGAGAGGAGCCAGGGGGAUGAGGCAGGGGGCCACAGGGAAGAUGGGCCGGAGCCCCCCAGCCCCAAAGAGAGCAAGAAGAGGAAGCUGGAGCAGAGCCGGCGGGAGCAGCCCCCCGCAGAGCCAGGCGUGCACACUGCCUCGGAGGUGGAGAAGAUCGCUCUGAACUUGGAGGGGUGUGCCCUCAGCCAGGGCAGCCUCAGGACGGGGACCCAGGAAGUGGACAGCCAGGAUCCCGGGGAGGCCUUGCAGCCCUGCCCCCCACCUCUGGAAGCCAGGGUGGCUGACAAGGUGAGGAAGCGGAGGAAGGUAGAUGGGGGUGCUGGGGACAGUGGUGGCGCCCAGACCUUGGCCCCUGCCAGGUCCCCUGCCCCAUCGGGGUGCCCCGAAGCUGGACACACUGAGAACCGGGUUGAGGAGGACACAGAAGGCACAACGGGGCCCGAAGAAGGUGCCCCUGGGAACCCAUCAGAGGGCCCAGGCCCCGGCUCUGCAGGCCCUGCAGGGGACGAGCCAUCCGAGGCAGGGGAGGCAGCGGAGGUGCAGGACACACAGGUGGGGCCUUCCUCCCCGUCCGGGAAGCCUUAAGGAAAGGAAUGUCCAUCCCGGCGGCGGCGUGGCCUCGGGAGCAACCCUGCAGUGCCGUCCUGUGGUGGCCGCUGCAGCAGCCCCCAGCAGGUGCAAGGCCCCACCCUCAGGGAAGGCCAUGGCCUGCAGAAGCCGCCUGGCCUGGCUGUGUCUUCCCCGCCCAGCUCUCCCCUGCACCCCUGUCUUUGUAAAUUGGCCCUUUUGGGGUGGGGUGGGGCAGGGCUGCUUUUCUUAGUCUCGUGCCAAGCAAGGCCUUUUCUGAAUAAACUCGUUUGACUUUGA
Messenger RNA from Cebus imitator (Panamanian white-faced capuchin), 1977 nucleotides. It is a transcript of the gene OGFR, whose product is annotated as opioid growth factor receptor. The transcript has 7 exons. Gene Ontology annotation, molecular function: opioid growth factor receptor activity. Gene Ontology annotation, cellular component: membrane. The record is from RefSeq and is a predicted model, not a curated record. NCBI's taxonomy places the organism in Eukaryota, Metazoa, Chordata, Mammalia, Primates, Cebidae. Bases 55 to 1695 code for a protein of 546 amino acids.